UGACGUAAAGGUUUGCAUCAAAUGAAUGGUUAUUUAUUUUUUAAAUUAAACAGAACAAUAUAUGUGGCUAGCUGGCUAUUCAUACUGAAAAAAAACUUUAAUGUAUCUGCUGGUUUUAUAUAUUUUUUAAAAAAAUUGUACUAGAAAAUUCACUUGUGCGAAGUUUUUGCAUAAAAUACUGAUAGCAUUGCAAUAUACCUGAGUUUACUGAAAGUUAUUGGACGUUUAAUAAAAAAAUGGUGAAAAAUUGCAAGUAUUGUAAAAACGAGGAACAAAAAUUGCAAGAAGAGUUGAUUCGAUGUGCAUCAUGUAAAGGAUUUUGCCAUCCAUCAUGCCUAGAGUUACCAAGCAAUAUAGUUCCAGCUGUGAAGUUGUAUGACUGGCAGUGUAAUGAUUGUAAACACUGUUAUGAAUGUAGUGAUAUUGCAAACGAGGAUCAAAUUUUGUUUUGCGAUGCAUGUGAUCGUGGUUAUCAUAUGUAUUGUGCGAAACCUAAAUUAAAGAAGAAACCAAAAGGAGAUUGGUUUUGUCCCAUAUGUGUCGAAACACGAAAAAAAGAAAGUUCUAAAAAAUCCAGUUCAACUACUGAUGCUAACAGUGAAAAAACAACAGAAAAAGAUCCUAGAGAUACAAAAGAAAAUAAUAGCGUCAAACCUCUCCCAGUUGCAAAAAAGUAUAGCCCAACAAAAUCUUGUCCAUUUCCUGGUUGUGAUGGGACUGGGAAUGUUCGUUCUAAUAGCUCAGUGCAUUUCGCUAUUACCCAGUGUCCAAUGUCUCGUGAUGAAAGAAAAAGAGAACGAGAGCUAUUGGCUUCCAACCAAAAUGAAGACAGUGAACCACUGGUAAAACAGGCUAAAAAUAUUGAACCAAACAACAAGCAGAAUAAAGAGGAUGGAGUUGAUCCUGUCCCACCAUCCUUCAAGCAGACACCUAUUGAGCACAUUGUUUCAAAAACCGAUAUCGACUUAUUUAACACUGCAAGUAGGGAAGCACUGGAACUACUGGCACUCGAUAGAGAAAUGGCACCUAACCCAGAUGGAUUAAAAAGCAUAGUAUUUGGUGAUGUAGAGAUACAGGCAUGGUAUAAAUCCCAAUAUCCUUUGGAAUUCUCAAGAAUACCAAAGCUGUACAUAUGCGAGUUUUGUCUUAACUACAUGAAAACAGAGACCAUAUAUAAGAGACACAUGGCAAAAUGCAGCACUCUUCACCCCCCUGGCGAUGAAAUUUACAGAAAAGAUGGACUAUCUGUGUUUGAAGUAAACGGUCAAACUGCUACGACCUAUUGUCAAAAUCUCUGUCUGAUGGCUAAACUUUUCCUUGAUCACAAAACGUUAUGGUUGGAUGUUGCACCCUUUUUGUUCUACGUAAUGACAAUAGUUGACAAUAACGGCUGUCACAUUGUUGGAUACUUCUCCAAGGAGAAGGUUUCGUUUUUAAACUACAAUGUCUCAUGUAUCCUGGUUAUGCCACACUACAUGAAAAAAGGUUAUGGUAGGAUGCUGAUCGAUUUUAGUUAUCUGCUUUCAAAAGUCGAAGGGAAAACUGGUUCCCCAGAGAGACCUUUAUCUGAUUUAGGACUUGUGUCUUAUCGGAAGUUUUGGGCUGAUAAGUUGCUUCGGUACCUGAUGGCUUUUAACGAAGAACACAUCAGUAUAAAAGGAAUAAGCGAGCAAAUGUCUAUACAUGCUAACGAUGUGAUCAGUACCCUUCAAUACUUGGGCAUGUUGAAAUACUGGAAAGGAAAGCAUCUAAUCUUGUUGAAGAAAGAAAUCAUCGAGGAGUACGCUUCAAAAGUAAAAGAACGACCCAGUGAUUACAAAGAGAUCGAUUUAAACUCGUUGAGAUGGAAACCAACCACGUACAAGUGACCCUUCCCCGUAGAUGUUCUGAACGCAUAUUAAUAACGCACUGCCGAUGUAGUAGUCACAUAAAGAUUUGAGUGGUGUGCCAUAGGUGUUCUGUUAGUAAAGAAAAUUGGUAGCGAUGUCGGAUAAGUGGAACAGCCACUGAGGAUUGACGUCAGGGUGCUCACAUGAACAUAUUUUUGGUCGUUUUUCGAUUUUGUUGGCUCAUUUUUGUUACCUUUAAGCCUUUCGGUUAUUUAUUUAAACCAUUUUUUUUGUUUUGUAUCUUGAAGUUUUAAGUUAUGUAAAAAAAGAAAUUUUCAGCUUUUAA
Hydractinia symbiolongicarpus is the source of this 2175-nucleotide messenger RNA. RefSeq names its product histone acetyltransferase KAT7-like. Gene Ontology annotation, molecular function: zinc ion binding; histone acetyltransferase activity. The record is from RefSeq and is a predicted model, not a curated record. Gene Ontology annotation, cellular component: nucleus. Bases 237 to 1868 code for a protein of 543 amino acids. Lineage: Eukaryota; Metazoa; Cnidaria; Hydrozoa; Anthoathecata; Hydractiniidae. The transcript has 13 exons. Gene Ontology annotation, biological process: regulation of DNA-templated transcription.